UUUGACAUCAAACUGUCUGUACGUUAGUGUACAUAGAGAUGUGUUAGCAUAACGCUGAUGCAAACAAACCAGUUUCACCGACAUCGCUGUUGAACACUGCUUCAUAUCAUAUCGAGAGUCUCCGCCAAAUACCACACCAUGCAGGCUGUGGGAAGACGUUGGGUUCUUUUGGCCGCGGUGGCAGGGGUGGUGGCGUUUGUCUCUGGCCUACUCAUUGGGCUAUAUGCUCCGGCGACAACUGCGACUGAACAUGGACCGGAGUCGGAUGGGAUGCUACUUAAACUUGUGCGUGCUGCUGACGCUGGUGUCAGUGAGAGACUCAUCAGAGACAUCGACCCUGCAAACAUCGACAGACAUCUCCGGAAGCUGACAGAGAGGCCACAUCUGGCUGGCAUGCCGGGUAAUUUCCGUACGGCAGAGUACGUCAGGGAUCAGUGGCUCGAACAAGGAUAUGACGUUCAUAUGGUGCCGUAUAACGUACUCCUGUCAUACCCGGAUGACAAUCACAACAACACGGCAAGCCUUAUUGCAUCAGACAGCAGUGUGUUGUUCCAGUCAACGCCGAGAGAGAUCGCCUUCUACGACGAGGAGACACACCCGGAAGCAGUUCAACCAUACAACGCCUUCUCCCCGAGCGGACAACCGGAGGCAGAACUUGUAUAUGCCAACUACGCCCGAGAUGUCGACUUUGAGAACCUCACACGACAAGGUCUGAAUGUUUCGGGGAAGAUCGUCAUUGCCCGGUACGGAAGGAUAUUUCGAGGAAAUAAGGUCAACUUCGCUCAUCAAUAUGGCGCCGUUGGAAUCAUCCUCUUCAUGGAUCCGGGUGAUUACGCCAAGGGAGACAACUUCUAUCCUGAGAGCAUGUGGCUUCCCCCUACAGGGGUUCAAAGGGGGAACAUUGUCAUGAUUAAAGGCGACCAGGCUACACCAGGAUAUCCAGCCACAUGGUACACGGCACGGCUGAAUGACGAGGAGCUGAAGAUGAAGCUGCCCCAAAUCCCCUGCCACCCCAUCGGCUACAGCGACGCCUACAUGCUGCUCAGGGAGAUGGAGGGAGAUACAGCUCCGCCAGACUGGCAGGGAGGACUCAACAUCACCUACAGACUUGGCGGGACUAUGAAGGAUGGCAAGAAAGUGAAACUCGAUGUCCAGAAUCACCUUCAAACUGUCACAAUAUACAACGUCUUUGCCAAGAUGAAGGGAACAAUAGAAAACGACCGAGUGGUGCUUAUUGGUAACCAUAGAGACGCCUGGGUGUACGGAGGAACGGACCCAUCUUCUGGAAGCGCUACAGUGUUGGAGAUGUCUAGAGUUUACGCUAAACACGUGCAAGAUGGCUGGGAGCCUCGGCGAUCUGUCAUUUUCUGCAGUUGGGACGCGGAGGAGUUUGGUCUUGUUGGGUCGUACGAGUGGGUGGAGGAGAACGUUAAAUGGCUAGCACAUCAGGCCGUGGCGUAUCUCAACAUCGACUUAACCACAUCAGGCAACUAUACAAUAAAUGUGGCCGCUACACCAACGUUGAAGCAGGCUGUAUACAGAGCUGCGAGAAAGGUCCCCGACCCGCACCAGGACGGCAGGAGUCUGUUCGAGGUGUGGCGAGAACGCUCACCUGACACACAGAACGCCGACUACCCGAGCGUCGGCCUACCAGGGGCAGGGAGUGACUUUGUGCCGUUUGAGCAGGAUGUGGCCAUCCCCACAGCCUCCUCCUCCUAUAGAGAUGUGGACCUGGGCGACAGAAUCCAUAGAGCCGGGUACCCCUUGUACCACACCCUGUACGACGGCUACCGCUAUGUGAAGAUGAUGGAUCCACAACUCAAAGCAAGUGCCGCAGUCGCCGCGAUCUUCAUCGAGUUGGCACGGGAUCUCGUAGAUUCUCUGAUAAUACCAAUGGACGUGCGAGAUUACGCAUCAGCCGUUGAUGGGUUUGUGAAAGGUCUGGUUGAAAAUCAGAGAGACAGUUUUGCACAACGGAACAUAAGUUCAGAUGCUAUACAGUCGGCGGCCGACAAUUUUACCAAAGCUGCAAAUGACUUUAAUACAAGAUUGGGAGACGUCGACAUAAAAAACCCUAUAGCUGUCCGUGGUGUCAACGACAAGCUGAUGGCGCUAGAGAAGGCGUUUCAAGUCCACACAGGGCUCCCCAGCAGGAAAGAGUACAAGCACGUGUUGCUCUCCCCCAGCAGCGCCAACUACUACAAAACGACGACGUUCCCAGGGCUGGCUGACCUCCUGUACCAGAUCGGGCACAACGCUACACGCUGGCGGGAGGUCAAAAUCCACCUGUCUGUCCUCACCUUUACCAUACAGUCUGCAGCUCACAUCUUGAUGAGUUAGAAUUAAUUUAAUCCAAGUCGACGAUUUCCAUAUAUAUUCAGAUUACAAGCUUAUAGUGCUAGUCAGACAGACAGACAGAUUUAUUCAGUAAUCAGGCCUCCAGCCCAUAAUACAUGUUGACAUAAUGUAGAUCAUACAUGCUUAUAUACUAUGGCGUUAUGUUAAGACAAAUAGUUUUAGAAUACGUUAGAACAGUGAUGAGUUACGUAUAUUCAUAACUUUAGAUAGGAAUAGUACAAUGUGUUUUAAAGUUCUUGUGGAGUUUGUUGACAUAAGGUUUAAAAACUGUUGAAAUGUGGUAAAGUUGAUUUCACUUUCAGCAAAGCAUUCUCUUCUUGCAGCUCGGUAUCUGUCACAGAUUGACAAUACAUGAUACUCAUCCUCAAUUAGAGUUAAACCUUUGGAGUGGCAAUACACGCACACACGUUCUUCAUAUGGGAUUUUUGAAUGUCUUCCAGUUUCAACUGCAAGUUUAAAGUUGUUACACCUGAACAUACAUAUUAAUCUUUUAUAAUAAGCAAAGAUUUCACGUGAUAAUUUUUCUACAUUAAGGAGAGAUUUGUACUGUGGGUAAUAUUUGCAUUUAGAUGAGAGCUCUAUGGAGAGAUGCCAGUUUUGAGAAAGACAGUCAUACAUCCUCUGUUUAAAUAUCAUCAUCAAUAAUUUGCUAUCACCGCAUUCCUGAUUUAUCCAAAUAAAACCAAAUCCAUGUUGAAACAGGAUAUUCCUGAUGUGUGAUGCCCAUGUGGUUUUACCAGAGUCAUCAAAUGACUUGAGCAUACAAUAGGACAAUAAUGCUAGUUAGUAUUCAUAACUUGUGAUAUCAUCAAAGUCGAUAUUAAUAUGUCGACAAUAUUUGACUAAUUCCCAAUCAAAUAAACUGUAAUGAAGAUAUUGAAUCACACAAUGAUUAAAUGAGCUGUUCUCUGUGUUUUUAA
Haliotis rufescens (red abalone) is the source of this 3278-nucleotide messenger RNA. RefSeq names its product N-acetylated-alpha-linked acidic dipeptidase 2-like. Gene Ontology annotation, molecular function: carboxypeptidase activity. Lineage: Eukaryota; Metazoa; Mollusca; Gastropoda; Lepetellida; Haliotidae. The coding region runs from base 139 to 2340 and encodes 733 amino acids. The transcript has 19 exons. The record is from RefSeq and is a predicted model, not a curated record.